This is a messenger RNA of Xyrauchen texanus (razorback sucker), 3439 nucleotides long. Its product is annotated as neuronal-specific septin-3-like. NCBI's taxonomy places the organism in Eukaryota, Metazoa, Chordata, Actinopteri, Cypriniformes, Catostomidae. Gene Ontology annotation, cellular component: microtubule cytoskeleton; septin ring; cell division site. Gene Ontology annotation, biological process: cytoskeleton-dependent cytokinesis. The transcript is spliced from 11 exons. The record is from RefSeq and is a predicted model, not a curated record. Bases 202 to 2688 code for a protein of 828 amino acids. Gene Ontology annotation, molecular function: GTP binding; molecular adaptor activity; GTPase activity.
AGUGAAUCAAGCGUUCUGCUGUUAGCCCUCAGAUGAAACUCCACAAACAUUUCAUCUUUUGUGUUGCAUCAUAAACAAUCAAAAACGGUCGGAUAAGCUUUGGGUGGUUUGAAGCUCUUAGGCUUUGUGUUGAUUACGCAAAGUUAAUUUCGUGAUUGCGUGCCAUUGAGGCUGGAAGUUUUCCCUGUACAGAAAGUCAGGAUGUCUGAAAUCUCUGUGAAUGACCAUCUGGAGGGCAUUUUGUCUGAUUUUGAGGCUCUGAAGAGGUCCUUUGAUAUUGAUGAUGUGAACGAUAUCCCCACAUUCUCCCCUACAUCUUCGAUAACAUCUCCUAUUAGCCCGAGUGCAAUCCUCAACAGGACAAAUGAUGUGAGGAGUCCAGGGAACCAAGUGUCUCUCCCUUACUGCUCCAGGAUUAAUAUCAGCUGCAGUCCUGCCCAGAGCCCUGUAAUGAGAAACAGGAUGGUGUCCAGUCUCUCCUUCAACCAAGGGACAAUGGGAAAGCCCACCAUCAACGCCAACACCGGGAUCAACCGAGCUACCUCUUUUCAGAACAAAUUUAACCCUAAUGGCUUCAUUUCAUCUUCAGGGCCAGGGAGUGACAAUGAGAGUCUCUAUAGCUCCUCUUCUAGUCUAGAGUACCAAGCAUCAUCUAAAGUCAGCAACUACACCAGCCCUCCCCAGAGCCCCAUUGGUGUUGGGGAAUACAAGGUCCAAUGUUUGGGCAGCUCAGCCCUAAAUAUGUUUUCAUCCCAUGGAAACAUGUUUCAUUCAGAGCUGGAAGGUCCUUUUGUCGUUCCAACUGACCCCAUUGAUAUGAACCAUAGCUCCAUGCCUUCUCUGGACCUCCAGAUGGCAGAGACCCCAGGAAUGAGACGAGUGGUUUCACCUGGAUCAAGACUCACCAAUGCAGGUGCACAGUGGAACACAAGUCCUCAUAACAUCCAAAACUGCGGCCCUUUCACAGGGGACAACUAUCUAAACCAACAGUCUCCUAAACCAAAGGAGCCGGUGCGCCUCAACAAAUUCCCUCUUGACCUUGAAAACCUGGUCUUCAAGUCUCAGAUGCAAUCCCUGGCAGCACCUAAACCACCACCAAGAUUUCACCCACUGUCCAACAGCCCCACUGUGUCGGCUAGUCCCUCUGCAUCCAUCAGUAGCCUCGAUAGCACUGACAUACCCAUGGCUCACAACAACAAUGUAGAAAAGAGGGAGCCCUUCACUCCUUCUGGAGCCAUCCCAGUACCCAACAUCAGCGAAUCUCCUGCCCUGUUGUCUCCAGCCCAAACUCCUCAGUUCAACAUUGUCUGUAAACCCCAAGUGGUCCAGUUGACCCCUGCCUCUUCUGCCCCGUCAGGACAGAUGGAGAUCAACAGAAAAAUAAAUCAGAAUGAGAUCCAUGCCAAGGAAAGUGUGGGUUCCAGAUUACAGAGAAUUGCCUCUUUCUCCAGAGUGGAUGCUAAGGCCUCAGUGUCUGACCCAAGUUCUGUCAUCCCUCUGAGUAAUGGUGUCAAAAAAGACUCACCUCCAAUACAACGCAAGGAGCUCAAGAGAUCAGAGGACACGACACAGGAGCAGGGCUUGGAUCUGGAGCCAUCUGUCCAGAUGGAGGAGGAGAAGGAGGUCAUGGAGGAGAGAGAGUUGGAGGAGAGGGAGAUGGAGAUAGAACAUCCUCCACCAUGCUUCAAUGAAUCUGACACACAAGGCAUUAUCAAGGGCAAAGAUCUAUUUGGAUAUGUCGGCAUUGAGGCAGUGCUGGACCAGAUGAGACGCAAAACCAUGAAGGCUGCCUUUGAAUUCAAUAUAAUGGUUGUAGGUCAGAGCGGUUUGGGGAAGUCGACGCUUGUAAACACACUUUUCAAGUCCAAGGUCAGUCGGAAGUCCUGCACACCCAAUUAUGAAGAGAAGAUCUCAAAGACCGUCCACCUGCAAUCAGUCAGCCACAUCAUUGAGGAGAAAGGGGUGAAGAUGAAGCUGACAGUGAUUGACACACCUGGAUUUGGAGACCAAAUCAACAAUGGGAACUGCUGGGAGCCCAUUGUAAAAUAUGUUGAUGAACAGUAUGAUAAAUACCUGAAGGAGGAGCUGAAUAUCAACAGGAAGAGAAGAAUCCCUGACACUCGUGUUCACUGCUGCGUCUACUUCCUGCCAGCCACCGGACACUGGUUACGCCCCAUAGAUGUGGAGUUUAUGAGGAGACUUGGGAAGAUAGUGAGCAUCGUCCCUGUAAUCGCCAAAGCAGACACACUCACUCUAGAGGAACGGCUAGAGUUCAAACAGAGGAUAAGACAAGACCUCCAGGCCAAUGGGAUCAGUGUGUAUCCGCAGAGAGAAUAUGAUGAGGAUGCUGAAGACAGAAUACUCAACGAUAAGAUUAGGGAAAACAUCCCCUUUGCAGUAGUGGGAACAGAUAAGGAACACCAGGUGAAUGGAAACAAAGUUUUGGGAAGAAAAACAAAGUGGGGGAUCAUUGAAGUUGAAAAUGUUGCACAUUGUGAAUUUGCACUUUUGAGAGAUCUUCUUAUUAGGUCCCAUCUGCAAGAUUUGAAGGACGUCACUCACAACAUCCACUAUGAGACCUACAGAGUGAAAAGACUCAACGAAAGCAAUGUCAAUGGACUGGCUCUUUCACCUUUGACCCUGGAGAAUGGUACCCUUGAGAAAAGCGAAGCAGAGAGUCACCUCUGAAUGGAUCGGAGCUCAACAAGUACACAUGUACGCCCGUAGUCUGAACCACCUCUGUCUAAAUGGGAGAGAUGAACAUUUCACUUCUAUAUUGUCAUUGAUGGAAAAUGUACACAUUUGACUAAAGACUUUUCUGCUUAGGCAUGUAAACUUCAUUUAUGAGUCUAUUUUUUAAAUGAAUCUAUAUAAUGGGGAUGGAUCUGGGAUAUAGGCCUGUGAAAGUAUAAUGGGUGGAAUUGAACAAGGGUUUUGCAAAGAUAAUUGUUCUCUCUAUUUUUUUCUCUCACUCUCUCUUGUUCUUUUAUCUUUUACACAUUUCAAGUGUUUUCUAAUCAUGCUCUACUGAAUGAAUGGCUUGGAGGGUUGGCAUAUUAGAGAACUUGUCCUUCAUGCCUGCCACCCUCACUGGAAAAGAAAAAUCCCAUAAUCCCUCUCUGUGCUACUUUGACUAUUUACACUGAACUAGCAAUGUGUCAUGCUCCUUUGGCUCAUUUAUUUUCAGAAGUAAUUAUUCUAGAUUUUUUGACAGUAAAAUAUGAUCUUUGUUCUUUUUUAAAGAAGAGAAAAAAAUAGAGAAAAAAACACUUGUAGACAAAUAUUUUUGUUACCAUACUGCUUUAGAGCUUAAGGUAUUUUAUUAACAGAUACUUUAAAAUGUCUUCUUACUGCUUAUCCAUGAAUGACAGAUGUGAGGAAACCCAGUGUGUUGAUAUAAUGGUGAAUAUUUCAAAUAGAACUACUGACUUGUGAGGAA